This is a messenger RNA of Aspergillus candidus, 1292 nucleotides long. Its product is annotated as GNAT family N-acetyltransferase. Gene Ontology annotation, biological process: mitotic sister chromatid cohesion. The record is from RefSeq and is a predicted model, not a curated record. Gene Ontology annotation, cellular component: NatA complex. NCBI's taxonomy places the organism in Eukaryota, Fungi, Ascomycota, Eurotiomycetes, Eurotiales, Aspergillaceae. The transcript has a single exon. Bases 47 to 1141 code for a protein of 364 amino acids.
GCCAUUCUUCUUUAUUUAUUGCAUAUGAGUUUAUACUGCGACAAACAUGGCAUAUCAGUUCUUCGCAAAGGCGCAUCAGUCCAACAAAGGAUCGUCCACCUCGUCCUCUCCUCAUCUCCCCUCAUCAUCCUCGUCCAGCAGCAACAAACACUCGCGUCUCCCCAAACCUGUCCCCUCUAUGAUGGUGCCUCGGUCCUCAAACUCGACAUCGACUAGCAUUGCCGCACAAUUGAAAGCCCCUUCUCCAAGCAAAGACCUAUCUUUUCAGCCUCCCGCAUUCCCCCAUUCCAUCGCGCCGGGCUACCAGACCCCCCACCCACACGUCACAAUCGAGCCUGUCAGCACCGGUCAUAUCCCUUCAUUGACGCGCAUUACAGGCCUGCUGUUGCCUACACGAUACCCCAAUUCAUUUUACACAGCGAUCAUCACCGACCCCGUGAUCGCAUCGGUGUCCCGCGUGGCCGUCUACCAUGACCAUCCCGCAGAAUCUGCCCCCCUAAGCAUAAGCACAAAUACAAGCACGGACAAAGUCAUCGGAGGGAUUAGGUGUAGGCUGGAACGGCUGGCGCCCACGCUCGCGGAUCACCAGGGAUCGCACCAGGAACCCACCAACCUCUACAUCCAGACCCUCCAUCUACUAUCUCCAUAUCGCGGGAGCGGCAUCGCAGCUUCUCUCCUCCACUCGCUACUCUUCAACUCCCCAUCUAAUUCUAACUCAUCUUCAUCGGACUCGCGACCGCACCGGCUCUCCGACCUGGUAAAGCACUACAACAUCCGCAGCGUCACGGCGCACGUGCACGAAACCAACGAAGAUGGCUUGAAAUGGUACACAGCGCGAGGAUUCGAAGUCCAGGACGGCAUAGUGGAGAACUACUACCGACGUCUAAAACCCUCGGGGGCCAAGAUCGUCAAACUCGUCCUCGAUUGGAGCAGGGCGGAUACUGCUGAUCCGGGUCAGACGAAGCCGGGUCUAGCUCAGGCGGAAAACCCCGAAAAUGACGACGACUGGGAGAAGGUCGAGGCCGAGGAUGAAGACGAUCAGGACGAUGAUGGAGUGCAGUCGUUGUCGGCUUCCAAGACGUUUGAUGACGAUGAUAGGGCGAGUAGGAAACGGAAGGCUGAUGACGAGCCCCAGAAAUGAAUUUCUUUUGCUUCAAAGGUGUUGCACUUGCUUGUUUUUCUGGUUUUGUGUUUUUGUGAAUACCCUUGUGAAUAUCUGCAUCACAGAGACGAUUUUCCUUACGCUGUCCGUUCUUAUGCCUUCCUGUACAUAUCUCUUUUUCUAGAAUCGC